AGCUGCUGGGACGGCGGAGCGAGUUGGUCGAAAGCAGGGGCAGUAGGAGUUCUGUGUGCUAAACCCUAUUUAUUUCAAGAGAGUAAACAACCCUUUGGAAUAAUGUUACCAUGUCUGUACACGCCUUGCUGUGCGAGAGGAUUGCUAUUGCAGAGGAGCUCAUCAAGAGGGCAGAAGCCCUUUCUAGAUUCCGGAAAGGAGGCAUAGAAGGCGGAUCAAAACUCUGCAGCAAGCUAAAGGCCGAGUUAAAGUUCUUGCGCAAGGUGGAGGCUGGCAAGGUAGCCAUCAAAGAGUCUCACCUGCAAAGUACCAAUCUUACUCACCUGCAGGCCAUCAUUGAGUCAGCUGAAAACUUGGAGGAGGUUGUCAGUGUUGUCCAUGUCUUCACGUAUGAGGACCAAUUCGGGGAGAAACAAAGCUUGGUGGUGGACGUCGUUGCAAAUGGUGGCCACACCUGGGUGAAAGCCAUAGGUCGAAAGGCUGAAGCUCUGCACAACAUUUGGCUGGGCAGGGGCCAGUAUGGUGACAAAAGCAUCAUUGAGCAGGCAGAGGAUUUCCUGCGAGCAAGUGGCCAGCAACCAGUGCAGUACAGUAACCCGCACAUUAUCUUUGCUUUCUACAACGGUGUGUCCUGCCCAAUGGCACAGAGGCUGCAACAGAUGGGCAUAUCGGUGCGGGGAGACAUUGUUGCCGUGAAUGCAUUGAUGGAGUGUGCUAGUGAAGACCUCCCCUUGAGCUCUGGCGAAUCGGAUGAAGGAGGGGAGGGACUUCAGGUGACCAAAGUAGAUCGGGACAACUUAAUAGCUAGUGUUGCUUUUCCUACGGAGAUCCGAGUAGACGUGUGCAAGAGGGUUAACUUGGAUAUUACUACUCUGAUCACAUACGUCUCUGCCCUGAGCUACGGAGGCUGUUACUUCAUCUUCAAGGAGAAAGUAUUAACGGAACAGGCAGUGCAGGAGAGGGAAGAGAGUGUUCUCCCACUCCUGGAGGAUUUCAUGAAGGGCAAGGAGCUGUUUGCUUGUGAAUCUGCAGUCAAAGACUUCCAAGUCAUUUUAGAGACUUUGGGAGGGGCAGAUGAGAAAAGUCGAGCCUUGUUACUCCUGGAGAGAAUCAAGGUGGUGCCAGACCAGCCCUCUGAGCGUGCCUUAAGACUAGUGCCCAGCUCCAAAAUCAAUAGCCGUUCUCUGACCAUCUUUGGCACAGGAGAUGCUUUAAAGGCCAUCACCAUGACUGCAAACAGUGGCUUUGUGAGGGCAGCAGCUAACCAGGGCGUUCGAUUUAGUGUGUUUGUUCAUCAGCCGAGGGCGCUGACAGAAAGCAAAGAAUCUUCUGCCACACCUUUACCAAAGUAUUCUGUUGGGCCCUAAUUGUUCAGGAGUAGUCUGCGGCCAUUAAAAUAAGAGAACUAGUGGGUAGAUCUUAUCCAAUAUUUGUGUGUUUAUCAUGUCUACAGUUUCAAAAGCAAAGCUUUAAAAAUAUACAUGCAAAGACAAUCUAUCCACAGGGCAGAGAGAAACAUGACACGGGACUUGGGGCUGCCAAGAAAGUAUUGGGCCUGAGUUGAAGUCCACCUGCACCCAGUUGUGGUGCCAGGUGCAACUUAUUGUAUGUGCUGACAUCAUUUUGCUGUGCAGUUCCUUGCUUCCAGUGCAUAUUGUAUGAGAGGUUGGGGACAUGUGCAAAUGGACACCAGGCUACUGCUUUGGAUACAGCCCUGCUGUGUUCCUUGUAAAGUUUUCAUUCUGUCCUGGGGUGACAGGCACAUUUAAGUCCCAUACAUUUAUCCUAUUGAUAAAUGUAAUGCUUCCAUGUGGGACUUCAAAGUGCACACAUUUGGCUGGAUUGUGUUCCAACUUUCUGCCCAUGGCAUAAGGUCCUAUGUUUUACAGGAUCUGUCUUCAGAUGAAAACUGUAUGGAAUGAAGAAGAGCAGUACAUGAUGUGGAAUAUGUGGCAGAAUACACCAUGGGUACAAUCCCACCAAAGUGAAACACACUUAAACCCAUUUAUUUAAAUGUGAACGCCUUGGGCACCUGCUAACGUCUCUUACAGAAAGUGACAGGUCUUUUUUUAGAAAGCUCUAUGCAACUAGAUAGUAAAUGGUAUUUUUACAGAAUCCUUCUGGUUUUCUCUUUGAUGGUUCCACAGUAAUUUAUUUUAUUAGGCGUAAUUAAGUUGUUAGCAGAGUACAGCGUAUCAUCAUAAUGUUACCAUUCAAACAGAACCAGUCUAUGGAGUCUUAGUGCUCAAAGGCUGACUUUUUAUGACUUUUCAGAUUUAACUGCUGAAAUCCUUAAAAUGGCUUGGGGUUGUGGGAGUGGGAAAACUUUAUAUUAGGGAUCAGAAUAGUGCAAUAUGAAUAAUAUGACAGCAACUGACAAAAUACAGAUGCAUUAUAAUUUAGAAGCGAAGUUACACUAUUGAACUCUCCCUUGUUACUUUUACCAGCUGUGUUAGAGAAGUUGAAAUCUAUGCUCUUAAAAUAAUAAUAAUAAUAAUAAUAAUAAUAAUAAUAAUAAUAAUAGGUCAGAUAUUUAGUUUCACAUUAUGGAAAGUAACAAGCAGGAACCUUUCCCCUAAACGGUGUCUUGGUACCUGCUCUCUCAACCCCCCCCCCAUCUUCUCUACAUAUGCAUGAAUUAAAUAAAUAUGCAAAAAGUUGGUGUUAAAAGUUGAGUUGCAUUCUGUCUCCUUCUGUGUGCUAGUCAGACGCAGAAAUGAGUUUAUACUUACUCAGCAUGGUCAUCAAGUCAGUGCCUACUGUGGGUUCAUAAACAUUCUGAAUACAGUGUGUGCUGUUUCUUUGACACGGAUUGUGUAAGAAUAAAAUGAUAGUGUCAUACCUCGGGUUA
Messenger RNA from Podarcis raffonei (Aeolian wall lizard), 2851 nucleotides. It is a transcript of the gene C12H7orf25, whose product is annotated as chromosome 12 C7orf25 homolog. The transcript has 3 exons. Lineage: Eukaryota; Metazoa; Chordata; Lepidosauria; Squamata; Lacertidae. The record is from RefSeq and is a predicted model, not a curated record. Bases 111 to 1367 code for a protein of 418 amino acids.